This is a messenger RNA of Ectocarpus sp. CCAP 1310/34, 3780 nucleotides long. The record is from the annotation of a GenBank genome assembly. Lineage: Eukaryota; Phaeophyceae; Ectocarpales; Ectocarpaceae.
AUGGCACGGGCAACCACGGCUGCUGCUGUAUCGUCAUCACAUGCUACCAGCUAUCGCUGGUGCUAUGUGGAGCAGGUAGACCAGGCCGAGCCCCUCGCAGGCAGGAGCAACGGGUGGCGGUACAUGGGGCCUGGAGGGGUCACCUAUAGGCGCCAGGCCGUCUUCGGGACGGGAUUUAGGAUUCGUAUCUCCUUCCCUUCCUCGCCUGGGCCGGGACACAGGUGGUUCAACUCGCAUCCCCUCGGGGGAGAUCCCAACCUGUACAAUUUUCAAACUUGGGCGAGGACGGUGCUGCAGAGAGGCAUGCUGGUUGUGUCAGCGGCCGACGAUACCUGGCGAGUAAUCCUCUGCUGGGCGUCAGCUGGCAGGAGGAUCGACGUCGACACCCAGGGCAUCCCGAUCUCACUUGUGAACCUCCAGGUGCGAUCUGGUGUCGACUCACAGAGCCCUUUUUUCAGACAGCUUAACAUAGCGACCUUCGGGCACAGAGUUGUGAGAUAUGCCCCCAUCACCGCGUUCGGCAAAAAAUGGCAAGAACAGCUCCCAGGAGCCUGUCUCGCUGUCCUCGUCGCCGACGCUUGGCGUGACAGUCAAGUCGACCUGCUAAAAGCACGGGAGAGGAGAAGGUUUGGAUUCCGCGAUGGCGCGCCUGUACAAAACAAGAACGCUCUUGACGGUGGGAACUACUUCCGCAACCUCUAUUCGAUUCUACUGGAGCGAGACAUUGGGGAAGUAGAGUUCGACAAAUGGGUUUCGGGGGAUACAGAACCACCCGCCUUGACAUUACUCCACCUCGAAAAGUGGCUCCAUAUGACCAAGGCCAGCGUGGUGGUGUGGUCACAUCGGGGCACUGGUGCCAAUAUUCUUGGACCACCCGACGGGAAAACGAACCUCCGACCGCCCACAGUACACGUCGGGGUGCGUGAGGGACACGUGUACCGGCUUGUGCUCGAGGGGCCUUGGAGAGACAGGUUUGGAUCGUCUCUAGACGUGGCAAUCGAACACCGCGAACCAGAUCCGACUGGUUUUGGCGCCAAGACCUUCUCGUGUGUCGCUGACAUUGUGAGUGAUAUCAUGGCCAUCAAACAAACAGGGGGGGACCACAGCCGACAACCAGUGGAAAAAAAGCGGAAGCAUGGGAGGAAGGUAUCAGAAUGCAAGACGUGGUACGCGCCUCCAGGAACGGCCCUCGACGAACUCAUGCUCCACCUACACCUCGCUGGGGUCUCUUGCAAGGGUAAACUCACGAACUAUAGUCGCUGGGAUUCACUGUCCUUACCAGCGCACGGCUUAAUCAUCCGAACCUGGUUCAGCGCGAGCAUGGGUGGGCUCGAUCCCGAUGACUUCGAGCCCGACCAGGCAACACGAUUGAUCGAGCUGCAUAAUGCCCUGGGUCUGAAGUUCUGCCGCGGAGUAUUGGAUUUCCGAGUAUCGAGCCAGUACAGCAAGUCUCUGCUCGCCCUCCUUGAGGUGUGCUGGCGGGGGCCGAUCGUCGGGGCAGAGGACGCGUCCGGGAGUUCCUACGGGAGGGAAGACUGGCAAUGUGACAUCAAUGGGGCACACACGGCGGCUCUGAUGAAUAUGGAGACAGUGCCCGUUUUCGGCCACAUGGAUGAGGUGGAGGAGUUCGAUGGCCACAACAUCGAGGAUUGGACGCUAUACAUAAUCAAGCUGGACGCGCUCGUCACCCACUACGUGGGACCAUCCAGAACGGUCAGCAGGUGCCACAUACCCAAACUUAUGAAAGACCUGCUGACGCAUGAGCUGGGUGAUCCCCUCCUCGAGGACGCCGACUAUGCACGCCGAGUUAAAAAAAGGAAUAUUCGUGCGGGCCAGUGUGACGAGGCUUCAGCUGUGGGUGGAAAAAUCGUCCCUGUUCUGUGCGAAGUCGAUCGCGUCAAGGCCGAGCUUCGGACGGGACAAGGGGACCUUGGAAUCGAUUCACUUCGCACCGGUAAUGCAUACCUUUGUUUCGACGCAGAACGGACCUGGUAUAGAGAUGGCUUCUGGGCGUUAAGAACCCUCACCCUCGACGAAACUCGAUUGCGAGUGUUGGAGGCGAGGAACGCUCUCGAAUCAUGCGGAGCGUCCGACUUUAGCUACCAGUGUGACGCGGUAUUCUUCAGGGGAUCUUCGUCGGUACAAGAAAAGAUGGUACUCCGCUUCGACCAUUUGUUUACCGGCGACGAAAAAACUCCCGGCACUCUCAAGUUUGGACCGGCGUUGAAGAACCCGCUGUGUGGGGAGAGGAGGGUGUGCAUCGUGGUGAAGCUAUCGCUAGAUGCGUUACCCUCGGCAAUGAGAAAAAUUCCUUGCCCAUUCAAGCCCCCGCUUUCAGUGAUCCCGCUGUGGGAUGGCAUCGGCACCAGCUUCCAUUCGAUGGAAGGCGCGGACGAUGCCUGGCGUCGUCUCGGCAAGAACACCAAGCGCGAUCUGUGGCCGGAAAUAUGCGAGGCCGAGAUCGUCUGUGCUGUGACCGGAGAACAUGGAGGGGCCGGGAAAAGUUACUGCACUAUCCGCGCUGCUACGGCCACAUUCGAAACAGGACUCGUCUUGACCCCCACCAAUAGCCUGCGUACGUCCUACACAAAUCUGCCAUCCGGGUGGAGUGUAAAGACCGCUGACCACCAGCUCGGAUUCUACCUGAGUGAUGAUUCUUACGUGAAGAAGACGGCGGGAUCGAUACGAACGCUCAAGGUCGACGUAAUCAUCAUCGAAGAAGCUGCCUAUAUGCCUCUCCGGACCUUAAGCAUGAUCCUGGCGGCUGCCCAUAGCAGCGGUACCCACGUGAUCGGGACAUACGACACGCAUCAACUCCAGCCCGUUUGCGAUAGCAGCGGCAUGUCGAUUAGCAGGGACAACGUCGACAGGAAGGUCAUCCUCGAAAAAGCCUUCCCCACAUGCUUCCAUGUCUUCGCGCGCAAGCGAGACAAAACUAUCGAAGACCAGGUGGAGAUGGAUGACGGCCUCUUGCACAUUCUGGCCGCAGGAAACGACAGUGACGAGGCGCAGACUCGAGCUAUCGAGAGGUUUGGCGGGGAGCAUAUCGAAAAUACUAGCCCUUCAGAUUUUCACCUCGCGUAUACAAGAGAAUGUGCUCGAUUCCACGCUUUUGAGGUUUGCUGGGGUGCACCGAAGCUGGGGACUGGGAUGGGCUGGGGGGUUGGUGCGCAAUACCGGGACCUCGGGAACCCGGACAAGGUUCACAAGAAUCACAUGUACAACGUCAUCCGAUCCUCGGCAGAUACUGUCGUCGUCGCGAGUGCAUUUGACGAUGGUGCUAGUCUUGAGGAAACUUCACUCUGUCGAGCGGAGGCAGAAAACGUUUUUGAUCCUCCAGGGUCAUGCACAGUACACGCGGUCCAAGGCCGUACCGUGGAAGGGAGUCGAGCUACCGGACCCUCGAACGUGAGGGUCAUCGACGAUAUUCACCGGAGCGAAAGCGACAUGUCCGAUCGAGAGAGAGUAUCGUGGGUUUCUCGGAAGGCCUCAAGCUACAUCUAUGCCGACGUUGCGGCUGGACGUAUAAAAUCUGAUGAGGGGGGGCAGCAUAGAGAAGCUCUCGUCCAAGAACUCCACCGCUCCUAUGGGGGGAGGUGUAACUUGUGCAACCAUGAACUUACCUGGACCGUUUAUAGCGAACGCCAACCGACUCUUGACCGUCUUGACUGUGCAUUGCCCCACACCAUCGGAAACGUGGUGGACGUUAAGUGCCUAAAGUGCAACAGAGCAAGAGGAAGCCUAGGGAGAGGGAAGUCGAAAAAGAGGAAGAUAAGUUGA